Molecule: messenger RNA, 354 nt
Organism: Lindgomyces ingoldianus
Lineage: Eukaryota; Fungi; Ascomycota; Dothideomycetes; Pleosporales; Lindgomycetaceae
Exons: 6
Coding region: 1-354 (117 amino acids)
Source: RefSeq, a predicted model, not a curated record
AUGCGAAUCACGCACCAUUCCACGGUCCUCUGGGAGGCAUCUGUUUAUUGCUGUAAUAUCCUAUCAAUCGAGGGGGUGUUGGGAAACUUCGUGAUGUUGACACCCCUAGUCGCAUUCUUUCAAGGCCAAAGAGACGAGGCAACAAGCAAUUUUUUCAAUUCCAUGAUUUCUUGGCAUAGGCACAUUCAUCGAGGGGCCAACCUCAAUCAAAAGCAGGCCUUUAAUCGUCGCUUCUUUGACCUAAAUAUCCUCGCAAAUUUGGCAUUAGCAUGGCCGCUGUGUCUUUCUCAAAACACUGCAAACACACGCAUUGGACCCAACGAGUACAGAGAACACAACGUAAGAGAAAUCUAG